CGGCCGAACCUGGUUCCGCGUCGCGGGGCCGCGCGCUGCGGGGCGAGCGGUCGCAUGGAGCGCGGGGCGGUGCGGCGCCUCGCCGCCCGGCUGGGCCUCACCGAGCCCAGCGUCGUCAGAAAAGCUGAAGAGUAUCUGCGGCUGUCCCAGGUGAAAUGCACAGGAUUGAUGGCUCAAAUGACAGCGACAAGCAGUGCUGUGAUGUGCCUGGACCUAGCAGCUAGUUUCAUGAAACAACCAGUUGACAAAAGCUAUUUUGUUAAACUCUCUGGUUUGAAGAAGACAACCUACCAGAGCUCCAUGAAGUCUUUGGAGUGUUUGCUAGAGGUGAACCCCAGAUUGGGAAUGCGAGACUUGGCUGUGCAAUUCUGCUGCACAGAGGCAAUGAGCACCGCUUCAAAAAUACUACAGAGGUAUGAAUCCAGCCUCUCUGAAGCACAGCAAAUGGACCUUGAUUUCUCAAAACCACUUUUUGUAACAGCUGCACUAUUCACUGCAUGCAGGUGUUUGAAGCUAAAAGUGGACAAAACUAAAAUGUUGGCUACGUCUGGGGUGAAAAAAGCAAUCUUUGACCGGCUGUGCAGUCAGCUGCAGAAGAUAAGCCAGCAACUCAGCAAAGAUGUUCCACUGGCUGCAGAGACCACUGAAAGCUUGAACGCCAACCUGGAGCAUUGUGAGAAGGAAGAUGGAUCUGAAGAUGACAAGGAGAUGCCAUGUAAACGGCCAAAGACUGAAACAAAGCAAGACUAUGAAGAAUGGAAAAAGAAAAUCCUGGAAAAUGCUGUUAAGGCACAAGAGACAAGUAUGGGACUGAAGUCUCUUGUGCUUCUAACAGGUCCCAAAUAUUCCAAGAAACAAUAAAGAUAGUAGGAGGAAAAGCUUUGUAUUAUAUCAGGUUCUUGGCACUUGUCAUAUAUAAAACCCUUAGAGCACAAAAUAAAAAGACAUACAGGAGAUGUCUGUUCUUUAAGAAGGAAGAUACCCAGGGGACAAGGAUCUUGUCUAGGUAAUACAGGUUUUUUGCCUCUCACAGUCACAAGCUUAGCGAAGAGGAGACAGUGCCCUGCCCUGUAGUUCUUAGAGGCAACUUCUCUGGUCCUACACUUGCAUCCCAGCUAGUCAAACUACAAUUUGUGUUAAGUACUUUUUGAGAAAAAAAAAAAAAAAUCACAACUUUGGCUGAUGUAACUAUAAUAAAACCAAUCCAAGUCUUCUGCCCAUUUCUCUUGCAUGUUUUCUGCCUGAGAUGUGCAAAGCAAAGUUAACUCAUAAACCCUUGUUUCAAAACAGCCCAGAAAACCAUAAGUGUCCAUAUGAAACAAGAUAAAUUAUGUCAUGUCUGAGCAUUUAAGAUUUAAAACACUGCUCCCAUAUGAGUUUCUUCUCAUCAGUAAUUUAAUGGCUUGCCAAAUGCCUCACUGCUGUGCGUACUCCCUGCUUACCUGGCUGACGCUGAUUGCACCAGGAUUACGAGAGCUGAUAUCAUUAACUGCUUUAGAUAUCAGUGUAUGGGGCCAGUUCUUUUUGUCAUACUUACUGUUCCAGUGACUCACAGGUCACCUCUGGUUUGUUCUUUUAGCUUUUUGUAGACCUCAAAGCAGAAACAUCCCAUAAGGCUGCAGAGGUGGGUUCCAUGGUACUGCAGAACAACGUGAUGGCUGCCAAAUCUAAAGGGAUUUCUUUCUAUUAGAAAUUAAAUAGUAAUCCUGCUGGCCAAAUGCACCUUCUCUUUGUAGAAAAUGGAGAGGAAAUAGGUACAAGACAGCAGAAAGCAUACAUGUGUUACCUUCUUAAAAAAUAAGAGGAAGAAGCACACAGUAAUUGGAAAAUUAAAACCUACUGGACAUUUUCCUUUCACUUCUCCCAAUGCAUAAAAAAAGAAAUCACUUGAAGCCAACUUUACUUGAAUUAGCAAGAGCUAAUUUCAUUCCAGAUGAGAGUUCUGAAACGUAACAGUAAGUAUUGGGGAACAGACUCCAAACAAUUGUCUGAUGUGCAGAGAAAGUACUGGAUAAUUAACCCACAUUGAGUAAGAGCUGUAACAAAAUGUCUGCCAUUUACAGUCUGAUCUAAUAUGUAGCAGAGGGUCCUCAGAAUGGGAGAGAAUCCAACCUAGUACAUUAGCAUUCUGUUGUUAAGACCUGCUCAGAAAUACUUUCAGGUUUGUUUGGCAGGGGGGUUAAUUUAAACCAAAAUGAGGAAUAGGCUUGUUCCACUUUAAUGGAAUUUAUUAGUAUUAAUUCAGAAAUAUACAGACCAAUUAAUAUAAUCACAUUUAGCAUGCAGAACUACUGUGGAAGGAAAACAUGAACUAAAGUGGGCCUUCACAGAAGGUGAUACACUGUCAAUAUUAUUUUACUUGAUUUUAAUAAUUUUGCUCUGUCUCAAUUCUGGAAAUGCUGCAGAAGCCCAGAAUUCAGGACUAUGCAAAGUGAGAAACACUGGAGUGGAAAAGAUAACUAGACUAGGGUAAGCCAGUCUUACAAACCUCCUUAUUAGCAAAGAACACUUUUGCAAAUUCAAGGGAUGUGAAAGUCCAUAAAGGUAAAGGGAGCUUUACAGUGAUUUGAUGCCUUUGCUGGAAAGCUAGUUUUAGUACUGUUAGUUUCUGGUUUUCCUAGGAGCCCAUCCAGCCCACACUGUGUUUUGCAGAAUCUAGAACAGGAAUAAAGGAAACCACAGGUUUAAUAAAUAAUGUUACACUUUUAGCUGAGAGGUUGUAAGGGGCUCCAACUCUUUAUACAUCAGGAAAAAGUUUAAAAUCCAAAAUAAGUUAGUAUUGUUAAGAAAACAUUUAAUGUUCAAGAGCAAACUGGGGGAAAAAAACGGGCUUCAACCUCCUAACUGGGCUAAAGGCAAAGUCUGGCAACACACCAUUUCCCUGCCACUGAACAGCAAUAAAACCUGUUUUGCAUAUCACACCAUAUUAGUUUCUCAGACUUCACUAAAAUUGUCCAAAAGGAGAAAACAAUCCUCAAACUAAAACUUAGAAAAUUAAGGGCUGCAGUCACAGCCAAUGAGAAGCACUUACAAGUUUUAAAUACAUACAAAAUGAUGUCUGGCAAUCUUUUCUGGACAACAUGAGAUCUUUUUGCAUAGACCUAAUGGUCAUUAGGUGAUUUUUAUUUGUGGCAGUUUCACCUAUCUCCCUUCCAACAGUUCAAUCAAUUCACCAUGAGAAAAAGCAUCAGUGGACCGACUGACUUCAGUUGCUUCAAACCAGGAUUCCUCAUACUUCCUAACUAUGCAGUGGCUAUUUUUUAAAGGAGAGGGCAGAAUUAAAAAAAAAUAAACAACAACCCAAAACUGUUCAGCUCUGAGUAGCUGCAGUGAAUCAUCAUCAUCAUGUUUGGAGGAAGAAAUUAAUUUUUGAAAAAAUUACAGAAGAAAAGGAUGUCCCAUAUCUUUUGUUCUACAUAACAAACAUCUGAGGGAAAAAUUGUGCCACUCUUGUGGCAAUGCUCUGAAAUUGAUGACAUACAUCAGUCAUGAAGAAAGUCUGUAGAGAUCCCAUGCUUGAUGUGAGAAACCAGAAAACUGACAAGGUGUUUUCUUGUGUAAACACACCAACAAUACUCUGCAGAAGCAAAGCCUUCAGCAAGAAGUCAGCCCCAAUAACAGCCAUGUUUUUCCAUCACUAUGUACAACAACUAAAAACUUGUAAAUAGAAACAAGGUAGCUUCUGCUUUGAGAAAUUAUUUCAGUGCCUCUUCCUUGAGGUGCUUCUGGAACCUUAGCACUACCACACAUAAUAUUUGAGGAGGACAAACCCAAAACCUUAUGUUAUAAAACAAAGGGGUAGAAAUUAUUGAAUAUACUGAGUCCUUCCAUGGCUUCAUGUCCAUCUCCAAGAGUGGCAGAUGCUUCAUAUAAGCUUAGGCAAGCUUGACAGACAUACUCUGAAAUCUCUUCAGCCUAUUAGCAGCCGCCACCACAUAAAAAUGUUUCUGUGAACGAAACAGAACAGUCCAAGUGUGAGUGCAACUGAGGUAAAGGACCUUUUCUGUGGCUGACAUGGAUUUUUCUUCUUGGUAAAUCCAUUUACCUCUAGCGAUCCACACCUUGUGUGGACCGCAGUGCAGAACAGCUUUGUACUGGGGAACCACUGAUGACUGCAGUGCAGACUGCUGGUACUGUGAACUUCUGCAGCAUUAUUACAAAUUGUACAGUGAUACGUCUUUAGGUUAUGUAUUUUUUUAAAAUGCGAGUGCAGAAGUCUGUGACCAAACAGCUGGAGUGCAGGAGUGGAAAAAGUGUAAGGCUCUGGUUUAACUCCUUGGCAAGGAAUUACAACUCUCCAGUGACAAAAGAAAAGGAAAUGGUCCUCACUGAGUUUUCUUCACAUUUCCACAGGCUUCUUUGUAACAAAAUCGCUGUGUUCACCUUUCAGGAUCGAUUAUCUAUAAUCCAAUAAAGAUUCCAAUA
This is a messenger RNA of Aquila chrysaetos chrysaetos, 4425 nucleotides long. RefSeq names its product origin recognition complex subunit 6 (gene ORC6). Gene Ontology annotation, molecular function: DNA binding. Gene Ontology annotation, biological process: DNA replication; DNA replication initiation. The transcript is spliced from 8 exons. Bases 55 to 861 code for a protein of 268 amino acids. Lineage: Eukaryota; Metazoa; Chordata; Aves; Accipitriformes; Accipitridae. Gene Ontology annotation, cellular component: nuclear origin of replication recognition complex. The record is from RefSeq and is a predicted model, not a curated record.